UUCCUCGUACACGGAAAACCUGUUUUACUUGAACCAUAAAUCGCUGAGCUUUUAGCGUUUGGCGGUCGCUGGUACAGCGUCUCCAUCCUGUUUAAUUCUAUCGUGUUUGUUUUUUUAACAAAUUUCUUUUAAAAGUGCGGAGGAACAUCGGGCCGCUGACAGGUGUAGCAUACAGCUACACAUGGAGGAGCAGAGAAGCUGCCGGGGAUUGAAGAUGUUGGUGUUUCUUGUGAAAACAUGACCCCAUCAUACAGAGAUGUGGACAGUGUCAAUUGUUCUGUACCUGGGGGGUCUGCACUGCGCAGUCUCCUCCUCUCCCUCCAGCCCUAUCAAUGUCAUCUUCUCCUCAGUGAAUCUGAGAAAUAUACUGCAGUGGUCACCAGGAAAUGGCACACCGGAUUACACACACUUUACUGUGCAGUAUACCAUCUAUGGAGACAGUGUUGAGGGCAGCAAAGGAAAGGUGAACUGGAGGGAGGUGCGGCAGUGUACAAGAAUAGCGCGGAGCUGGUGUGAUCUGAGCAAUGAGACGAUGGAUCUGGAGCAGGGAUACUACGCCAGGGUUCGUGCUGUGAGCAGGAAAGCAUCCUCCAAAUGGACCGUGACGCCGAGGCGAUUCGAUCCAAAGACGGACACUAGUUUUGGCCCUCCAGUGGUUUCUGUGGAAACAGAGGACAACAGCGCCAUCAUCACUCUGAAGGGACCAAUGAGGUAUCAGCCUGACAACCACACCCCAGGGGUUUCCAUGUCAACACUCUACCCCACGAUGACUUACAACCUGUCCAUCCACAAUACCCGUCGCAACCAGACAAGCCAUUUCCAAGUGGUCUCCGGUCCAUACAAAUAUCGCCUGAUGGAGUACGAUACAGACUACUGCUUCUCUGCCAAGGCAAGAUUCCUCUCCAUGCCCGUCCACUGCCUGUCCUCAGUAUGGCAAUGCAUAACCACGCCUUCAGACCCUGUGACUGGCCAGCUGAAGAGUGUGGUUGUGAGUAUUGUUGUGCCAACUGUGUGCAUGUGUAUGCUGGUGGUUGUUGGCUACCUUCUCUAUCAGUACCUGACGGGGAAAGGACAGAAGAGCCCAUAUAUACUGAACCCGCCUUCUUUUCAUCCGCCCCCUCUGAUCAUCCCCCCUGAGAAUUGUAAAUUCAUCUUCACCAUUGUCAAGCCAUCAGACAUCGACAUAUCAGACCCUGCAUGCCCCAUCCAGUGGCCACACAACGCAGAUCCCCCAAGAAGUUAUGUCCCCCAGAGGCCCGAAACACCCGAGCCCGAGGAAUCCCAGGAUGAUUUGUCCAUUGACUAUGGGUUUAUUGGCACAGCACCUAAAAUCAGUGUCAGAAGAGAAGAAGAAAGAGAGAGGAGGCAUAACGGAGGAGAAGAUGGGAGUACUCUGAAACUCGAGGAAUGUCACUGCGCUGGAGUUUACGCUUCUCACCAGUCCAACGUCUGGCAGAAGUCAACCCACACAUACUCACAAACACACAUGCCGAUGCACACAGAGACACGUGCACAGACAGAGAUGAGCACGUUUGUGCAGGCGCACGCAUUUUCAGAGGUAAAUUUAGUUCCACUAACCCAAACUCAGGCACCUUUACUGGCAACCAAAGGAGAGGUGGAUAGAAAAAGGGAGGGUACCGAGAGUGAGGAAGUACCUCUUCUUUCUGCUUAUGCCUCUCAGAACAUCAGAGACAUGUAUACGUUCGAUACUGACCAAUCAAAUUCCUUACCAGAUGACUAUGGUCUCCUGAGACUGGCAGAGCAAGAGGAGGGACCUAGUUGUAUUAAGUGGGAUCCCAAUACCGGGAAACUAGUGUUGCCAGAGAUGUCAAUGGAGUUCAACAGGGAGGGAGGGUUGGAUGGGUUGAUGCAGGGAGAGAAAGGGAGAGAGAACAGGGUGGGAGGAGAGGAGGAGUAUGCGAUGAGGGGCAAGUUGAGGUUGGAAAAUGUGAUUGUCAGACAAACGUCCGAGGAAGCGUCAGAGGCACAGACAGAGAUGACGAGAGCUGUAGAAACAGGGUGGGAGGCGGAUGAUGUUAUGACCAAAUGGAACUUGGUAAUCUCGAUGGGCCAGUAGAUAAUAUUCAUCAAUAUAUUUACCCCGUUAUUACAAAGAAAAUGCUCUUCUUCUGCACUUAUACUGUAUACUCAAAUUUAGCACCAUGAUGGAAAUCAUAAAAAUGUCUACACAAAAUAAUUUUUUUAAAUACACAAGAUAAUAUCACAUUCUUAGGAGCACUUUGUACUGUAGUAGGUUUACUGUUAAACCUGGGAAUGUUGCUGCUUUAUUAUCAUUGUCAUGAUUUAUAGAUUAUCUGAUUAACAAAUCAGGCGAAUCAACACGAACACUUACAAAGUGGUAUAAUAAACUGUGAUUAACUCUAAAUUAUCUUGCCAAGGGAGAUGUGCACCUUAAUUUUGAGCACAAUGUCUUUUCAGAUGUAGUUUACUAGUUAUUUUUUUCGUGCUUGAUAUGAAGUAAAAGUUCUUCUUAGAGAUGACCUGCAGCACUGUGUUUCUUCCUGAUUAAACGCUGCGUGUGUAAUCGAUUGUACGUACACCAUCGUCACCACCGUAUCAGAUCUCAGCCUAACAAAGCACUAACGGACUGUUCUGCACUGGUGAUCAUCAGAAUAGAAUAAUCAUAAUUAUAGAAUAAUAAUAAGAAUAUCAGUUACAGAUUUUUUGGGGGGACAGAUUGCAAAAGUGUUGUGAUUUUUUUUGUAAGUUCUGGCAGUUUAGUGGUAGUACAAAAGCCAUAUUAAGAAAUUUACUUUGGCGUUUUACUUUUUUAUUUCGAUAUGGGCUAUACGAUACCUCAGUUUACUGUAGCUAUUCUGUGACCAUACACAUCCGUGUUUACUAGACAAUGCUGUCAAACUAGUUUUGGAAGUUUUAAACUGCGCUGCUUGUGAUGUCUUAGGACAGUAUUUGUAUUGUAUGUUGGCAAACUGGGAUGAAUCAUAAUGUAAUUACAAUAAUUGUUCAUUUUCUCAGUCAGUAAUUGAUCUUUAAUACUAAUCCACCAUUGCUGCGCAUAUUAUAUGAAGGAAAUACUAAUAUUCAGAGAAGGAUAUGUAUCUUUGUGGAUGAUGUCUUCAUACAAAAUGAAGUCAAAGCUAUAGCAAUCAUCUGUGAGCAAAAUACUGUCUGCAGUACAAUAUUAACGGCAUUAUCACUUUUUGUUUGGUGCUGAGAUAUUCAGAAGCUUGUCAGGAUAUUUUAUUCUGUCUCAUCUACAACUUAUCAGACUUCAUUAUUUGCUACUGUCAGUUCAAAAUAAGCUAGAAAUAAUAACUACAGUUUUGUAAUGAUUAAAGCACAGUAAGUACUCGCACUUGUUCGUCAUUCAGCCAAGUGCUACUUGAAUAUUUUACAUUACCAUUACAUGAUAACUGAGGAAAUCAUUACGCUCUUUUGCUGAAGUUGUUCCUCUUUCUCUUUCUUUGUUGUUCUGCUCCCAUGAAGUCAUAGCUACUCAAAAGGUUUUGUAAUGGACUACAUUUACUGGCAUUGUGCCAUCUCAUGGUCUCAUUGUGGGAAUUUCUGGAAUUACUGUAAUUUCCUGGACACCACAGUCAAACCACAGUAAAGGCUUCAGAUUCAUGUAGCUAUUUAGUCUUAUUUGGUCAGGUUAUCUGCAGUGUGAUGGUAACCUUGAUGCUGUGCAUGAAGUUGCUCUGGGAAGGAAGUCAGUCAUAUGUUUGUCAUAGUUUUGUAUGUUGCAAGUCAAAAGUAUUGUAUAUUCAAAAUAAAUAAUAAUAAAGGGAACUUGUUAACUAUU
Messenger RNA from Micropterus salmoides (largemouth bass), 3784 nucleotides. RefSeq names its product interleukin 20 receptor, alpha (gene il20ra). The record is from RefSeq and is a predicted model, not a curated record. Gene Ontology annotation, molecular function: protein binding. Lineage: Eukaryota; Metazoa; Chordata; Actinopteri; Centrarchiformes; Centrarchidae. The transcript has 7 exons. The coding region runs from base 257 to 2077 and encodes 606 amino acids.